Molecule: messenger RNA, 2101 nt
Organism: Esox lucius (northern pike)
Lineage: Eukaryota; Metazoa; Chordata; Actinopteri; Esociformes; Esocidae
Gene: tagln3b
Product: transgelin 3b
Exons: 5
Coding region: 519-1148 (209 amino acids)
Molecular function (GO): protein binding
Source: RefSeq, a predicted model, not a curated record
UAAAUUACCACUGUGCUCCAUCAGGUGAUUUGUAAAGCCAUGAACACCAACAAUAACUUAAUGCCACCCCGAGGGCCAUUGAAAAUAACUCUGUAAUAGUCAGCCAAUACAACCUAAAGAUGAGGCAAGGGACUGGCCUUGGGUGCACCGUUCUCUUAGUCCUGCUUCCUGUCGCAUUCUAUAUCGCAGAUCUCGAGGGAUCCUCCUCGUGGCUUCCGCACAUAUAAAAACAGUGGCGCGCCACUGCUGGACAUUGAGUAAAGAGCCUCGCCCCGCGGACGAACGCCGCACCCUUCAUGGAUGCUUCAGUUGCAGUUCAGCAUCCUCUGACCCGAUCAGUUUAGUGGAUUAACUGGCAGACAUCUACGGGACGAAAGCGACGUUCUCUCUCCAUUCUAUGUCUUGCUUGUCAGCGUUCCACUGUUCUACAGGCCACCAGGACUGUGUCUAUUCCGGAGCUGCAGGCUGUGAGUCUGUGGGCGUCUGAGAAGUAGUGCGUGAGCAGGACCGGACAGGCCAUGGCAAACCGGGGACCCAGCUACGGGCUAAGCAAGGAGGUGCAGGAGAAGAUCGAGCAGAAGUACGAUCUGGAGCUGGAGGCGCGGCUGGUGGACUGGAUCGUAGCUCAGUGCGGUGGGAACACGGAGCGACCACAGCCAGGCAAACAGAACUUCCAGAACUGGUUGAUGGAUGGAACAAUUCUGUGCAGGCUCAUUAACAGCCUGUAUCCACGCGGGAAGGAGCCCAUCAAGAAGAUUCAGGAGAGCCAGAUGGCAUUUAAGCAGAUGGAGAAGAUCUCCCAGUUCCUGGAGGCUGCUGAGGCCUAUGGAGUCAUCACCACAGACAUCUUCCAGACUGUGGAUCUGUGGGAAGUGUUGGUGAAGGCUGUUGCUGUGGUUACAGGGAAGGACAUGGCUGCGGUGCAGAGAACCCUGAUGGCCCUCGGAAGUGUUGCCCUCACCAAGGACGACGGACAUUACCGUGGUGACCGCGACUGGUUCCACAGGAAAGCCCAGGGUUACCGACGGGAGUUCUCAGAGGACCAGCUUCGGCAGGGCCAGAGUCUGAUUGGUUUGCAGAUGGGCAGCAACCGCGGUGCCUCUCAGUCCGGCAUGACGGGCUACGGAAUGCACCGGCAGAUCAUGUAGAGGCCAGCCAGCCACUCGAGCCAGCUGUCGGCCACUCCCUCAGCCUGGCAGUGUACUCCAGUAACUGGACCUGCAGAAUAAUGCUCUGCCAUGCCCCUGUAACCUCAUGAAAUUACCCAACGACACACACACAAACACACACCCACACAUAUUCUCAGGCUUACUGUUAAUCUCCAAACAGUGUCCCUUACACCCACACCUUGAUUCCAAUGAUUCCAUUCCAGACUUCAGUGCAUUCUGCUCACCCCUUCUCUUCAGUCCUGCCCUCUUCAUACUCCCUAUCUUUCCAAGUAAUUUCUCAUUUAUCCAUCACUUCAGGUUCUGCCAGCCAUUCUGUUCAGAGGAUCAAGCCUUAUUCACUUAGCUGAUACAGCGAACACGAUCAGUCAUCCCUCUACAAAAACAAGCUAAUAUUAUUUAACAUUUCUACCAAGAAUUACAGCAAAACAAUUUUGUAGCAUGUUACAUUAUUUGAAUUACUGAAACUAUAUGUACAUUCGGUGUGAUUAAUUCAUAUAGUCCUUUGUUAGGAUUUUGCUGUACCUCAUGAAACGUCUUGUGUAUAUCUGAAUGGAACUCAGUGAGUGCUUGUGCCUCUGGUGUCUGAAAAUGUGAAGACUUUUUUUUUCUGUAACCAAAUUACCAUCACAUUGUGCCUGCUUACCACAGUAUUGGGACCAUGAACGAUGCCUUGAAUAAGAUGUCACCCACCCUAAUUUUGGUUAUUUUUUGACUAUUCUGUGCCGUGUGUACUUGCGUGUAAUUAUUAUUUAUGUAAUGUGUGUCCAUGGUUGUUAAAUAGCCACCACAUAUGAUAGUGACACUAGAAUCACAGUUUCAGGCCUGAUAUUGCUUGAACAUGUUAAAUCUAAUUUGUCGUGUGUACGCUGAGAGAUGUGUUCAUGUCCGAAAGCUUGUGUGUAGAGAAUAUGACAAUAAACUGAUUCUGGGAU